Messenger RNA from Pisolithus orientalis, 828 nucleotides. RefSeq lists its product as uncharacterized. The record is from RefSeq and is a predicted model, not a curated record. The coding region runs from base 288 to 755 and encodes 155 amino acids. The transcript has a single exon. NCBI's taxonomy places the organism in Eukaryota, Fungi, Basidiomycota, Agaricomycetes, Boletales, Pisolithaceae.
ACAAGCAGGGCUGAUUUUGUCUCCUCACUCCUUGAGCUCUCACUCCACCUCUGGGACAACAACGCCAUUUGUUUUGCGACGUAUGCUUUAGAGCUCCGUUUACCUCCUGAACAUGUUUCUGUUGCAGGAUGGGAUUCAGACGCUAGCCCAGGGGACGAACCCGGACGAACCCGUCAUGCUUGAUCGAACGGUAGACAAUAUAUGUAUCCUUGCGAAUUGUCAUAGGGCCAGAUACCAAACAGCAUGCAAUCGGCGACCUGAACGAGGCCAUCGCAUUAUACCGAUAUAUGCUGCAAUUGCGCCCGACUGGACAUCCCAGUCGUGCUUCGUCCCUCCACGACCUUGCACAGUGUCUAGCAGAUCGCUUCCGUCAGCAACUCACUGCGACUGAUCUGGCCGAGGCUAUUGCGCUUGAGCAAGAAGUAUUGCAAUCACUCGUACGUAAAGAUCCGGGUUACGACGUCUCUCGGCGCUGUCUUACAGCCUACGUCCAAAUGAAGAUCAGCUCACAAGUUGCCAUGAUGUCCUCGGAUGCCUCAGGUGUUACCCACUUUGACGUUGAGCAAAUUAUCCAUAAUGUGGUACUUGAAACCCUCGAAACCGUGCCUACCAGGCUGCUUCACACGCGUACUGGCAUCCUGUGCAAUCGGAAUGCGCAGGUAUCGCAUUUUAUGAACAGUCAGCAGUACAAACGGCCUGGUGACUAUCUGUACAUCGUGCGACCGACACCAGAAAAUGGAACUCAUUCAUAUUGAUGUUUCGAGACAUUUCCAGUACGUCACGCUUUCUCACCACUGGGUCAUCAUUGCGCGAAAUCGAAGGCCGCCC